Messenger RNA from Anopheles marshallii, 1056 nucleotides. Its product is annotated as ADP-ribosylhydrolase ARH3-like. Bases 1 to 1056 code for a protein of 351 amino acids. Lineage: Eukaryota; Metazoa; Arthropoda; Insecta; Diptera; Culicidae. The transcript has 3 exons. The record is from RefSeq and is a predicted model, not a curated record. Gene Ontology annotation, cellular component: nucleus; mitochondrion.
AUGCUUGAAAAAUCGUUAAUGUUAUCGAAAUUCCGAGGAAGCCUUCUAGGUGCACUGGUAGGCGAUUGCUGUGGAGCACCGUUCGAAGGUCAACUCAUGGACAGUGGAGUAAAGCUAAUUUUGAAGAAAAACUUGGACAAACUAGAGGGUCCUGAUUUCAGUGCACCUUACAAAAAGUACACAGACGACACGGCUAUGACCAUACAAACAGCGAAAACGUUCCUCGACCCGGCUGGAUAUUCGCAGAAGCUGCUGGCAAAAAAUUACGUGGUUGAGUUCUUCAAAGAACCAAAUCGUGGUUAUGGUGAGGCUGUGGGGGAAGUCUUUGAGAAAUUAAGGCAAACCAAAAUAGCCGAUCCAACGUGUCCUGCCAUAGCUCAGUUCAAUGGCAGCGGAUCGUUUGGAAAUGGAGCAGCAAUGCGAGUGUCGCCAGUUGCUCUGUACUGCGUGAACAAGAGUAUCGAUGAAUUGGUUCGGCUGGUAAAAGAAACGUCCCAGGUAACACACACCAACGUGCUCGGUGUGAACGGUGCCAUCCUGCAAGCAUUGGCCAUUCGGCAGAGCUUUCUUCUGAAUCCGAACGAACCAUUCUGCUGGAAAACGUUUCUUGCCCAGCUGCAACAGCAUAUGGUUGAGAUAGAGAAGGAGAACGAUCCAGAUUUGGAUGCAAAUCCAAAUGCAUACGAGAAACAGCUGCAGAACAUGGAAAAGCUGCUAGACAACACAGUCGAACCGUCGGAUGAGAAUGUGUUGAAUCUGAUGGGCCACAGCGUAGCAGCGCUAUAUUCCGUCCCAACUGCAGUGUACUGUUUUUUGCGACACACGCAAGACUUGUUGAAAGACACGGACCGUAAGUCGUUCCGCAAUACACUUGAAUACGCUAUUUCUCUCGGUGGAGAUUGUGAUACGAUCGGGAGUAUGGCCUGCGCAAUAAGUGGCGCCUACUAUGGUGAGUCUAUAAUAUCAUCCGCAUUGUUGAAGCACUGUGAAAGCGCUGAAAAUGUGGCUUUCCUCGGCGAGCAAUUGUUUAAGGUUGCUGGUGCAGAAAUAAUGUAG